This is a messenger RNA of Menidia menidia (Atlantic silverside), 4998 nucleotides long. The record is from the annotation of a GenBank genome assembly. Lineage: Eukaryota; Metazoa; Chordata; Actinopteri; Atheriniformes; Atherinopsidae.
CGACAGCACCGCUAACUGUUCAACGGUCCUCCUGUGUGAGUGACAGCCGGUAGCCUCCGCCCAGGCCAGAACCGUUUCAGCCGGGCUGCCUGCCUCCUGCUUUUACCCGCAACCAGGGGGUUGAAGGAAUGGCCGAUAACAUCCCUCUUCAACCCGUGAGGCGACCAAAAAGACACGACAAUAAAAACAGAAAUGGGUGCUGCCCAUGGUCAAGAUGCUGUGGCAUGGGAGAUUUCCGUCCCCGAACCGUGUGGCUUGGUCACCCUGAAAAGAGGGAGCAGAGGUACCCGAAGAAUGUCAUUAACAACCAGAAGUACAACUUAUUCACCUUCCUUCCUGGGGUGCUGUUUAAUCAGUUCAAGUACUUCUUCAACUUGUACUUUUUGCUUUUGGCCUGCUCUCAAUUUGUUGAGGAGUUACGCUUAGGUGCCCUCUACACCUACUGGGUCCCUUUGGGACUUGUUUUGAUCAUUACAAUCAUGAGAGAGGCUAUCGAAGAAAUAAGAUGCUACCUUCGAGACAAAGAAGUUAACUCUCAGAUUUACAGCAAGCUUUCAACAAGAGGCACAGUGAAGGUUAAGAGCAGCGGCAUUCAAGUGGGAGAUCUUAUAAUUGUGGAAAAGAACCAGCGUGUUCCUGCUGACAUGAUCUUUUUAAGGACCUCUGAAAGAAAUGGCUCCUGCUUCUUGCGGACUGACCAGCUGGAUGGAGAGACGGACUGGAAACUGCGCCUCCCUGUGGCCUGCACCCAGAGGCUGCCAACUGCCGCUGACCUUCUCCAAAUCCGAUCAUAUGUGUAUGCAGAGGAGCCAAACAUUGACAUCCAUAACUUUAUUGGGACUUUUACACGGGAGGACGGAGACCCACCGGUUAAUGAAAGUCUCAGCAUUGAGAACACUCUCUGGGCCAGCACUGUUGUUGCUUCUGGCACAGUGGUGGGGGUGGUGAUUUACACAGGCAAGGAGCUGCGCAGUGUCAUGAACACCUCCAACCCAAGGCACAAGGUGGGUUUGUUUGACCUAGAGGUGAACUGUUUGACAAAGAUCUUAUUUGGGGCCCUGGUUGUGGUGUCACUGGUCAUGGUGGCCCUCCAACACUUUGCCGGCCGUUGGUACCUCCAGAUUUUUCGCUUUUUGCUUCUCUUCUCCCACAUUGUGCCCAUAAGUUUGCGUGUCAACCUGGAUAUGGGAAAGAUGGUUUUCAGUUGGAUGAUUAAGAAAGACUCCAAAAUCCCAGGGACAGUGGUGAGGGCGAGUACCAUACCUGAACAGCUCGGACGCAUCUCCUACCUGCUGACUGACAAAACAGGCACUCUUACUCUAAAUGAAAUGGUGUUCAGGCGCCUCCAUCUUGGGACUGUAGCAUACGGGAUGGACUCUAUGGAUGAAGUACAGAGCCAUGUGUUCAGUGCCUAUACACAGCCCAACCAUGAUCUUCCAGCCUCAAGGGCUCCAGCAGCCACCAAAGUCCGAAAAACAAUCAGCAGUAGAGUUCAUGAAGCUGUGAAAGCCAUCGCUUUAGUCCAUAAUGUGACGCCUGUGUACGAGUCUAACGGUGUGACGGACCAGGCAGAGGCAGAACAGCACUACGAGGACACCUGCAGGGUCUACCAGGCGUCAAGCCCAGAUGAGGUGUCGCUGGUGCAGUGGACUGAGAGUGUUGGGCUGACUCUGGUAGGAAGAGACCAGUCGUCCAUACAGCUGCGGACACCUACUGGACAAAUACUGAACUUCACCAUCCUUCAGAUAUUUCCCUUCACCUAUGAGAGCAAGAGGAUGGGCAUUAUAGUGCGAGAUGAAUCGACAGGAGAGAUAACCUUCUACAUGAAAGGUGCUGAUGUGGUGAUGGCAGGCAUCGUCCAGUACAACGACUGGCUGGAGGAGGAGUGUGGAAACAUGGCGAGGGAAGGUUUGAGGGUCCUUGUGGUUUCCAAAAAGUCCCUAACAGAAGAACAGUAUCAAGAUUUUGAGGCACGCUAUGUCCAAGCCAAGCUCAGCGUCCAUGACCGCUCCCUGAAAGUGGCCACCGUGAUUGAGAGCCUGGAGAUGGAGAUGGAGUUGUUGUGUCUGACUGGGGUUGAGGACCAACUCCAGACCGAUGUCAGGCCCACCCUAGAGAUCCUCCGCAAUGCAGGCAUCAAGGUUUGGAUGCUGACAGGAGACAAGCUUGAGACCGCCACAUGCACUGCAAAAAAUGCCCAUCUGAUCACCCGCAAUCAGGACAUCCAUAUUUUCAGACCGGUGACAACACGAGGGGAAGCCCACCUGGAGCUUAACGCUUUCAGAAGAAAACAUGACUGUGCUCUGGUGAUAUCAGGGGACUCGCUUGAAGUUUGUUUAAAAUAUUACGAGUAUGAGUUCAUGGAGCUUGCGUGUCAAUGUCCCGCUGUGGUUUGCUGCCGGUGCACCCCGACUCAAAAGGCACAAAUAGUCCGCUUGUUGCAGGAGCGCACCGGAAAACUCACCUGUGCUGUGGGGGAUGGAGGAAACGAUGUCAGCAUGAUCCAGGAAGCUGACUGUGGGGUGGGAGUCGAGGGAAAAGAAGGAAAACAAGCCUCUUUGGCCGCCGACUUUUCUGUGACUCAAUUCAAACACUUAGGCCGUCUCCUCAUGGUCCACGGUCGGAACAGCUACAAACGAUCUGCAGCCCUAAGCCAGUUUGUCAUCCACAGGAGUCUGUGCAUCAGCACCAUGCAGGCGGUUUUCUCCUCUGUUUUCUAUUUUGCCUCAGUCCCACUCUACCAAGGGUUCCUGAUUAUUGGUUACUCCACUGCCUACACCAUGUUCCCCGUCUUUUCUCUGGUGCUGGACAAAGAUGUCAAGUCAGAAGUUGCCAUGCUAUACCCAGAAUUAUAUAAAGAUCUAUUAAAGGGUCGACCACUCUCUUUUAAGACCUUCCUAGUGUGGGUCUUAAUAAGUAUAUAUCAAGGGAGCAUCAUCAUGUAUGGCGCCCUGCUGCUCUUCGAGUCCGAAUUCGUCCACAUCGUUGCCAUUUCAUUUACCUCCCUAAUUCUGACCGAGUUGCUGAUGGUGGCUCUGACCAUUCAGACGUGGCACUGGCUCAUGAUAGUUGGUGAGCUCCUGAGCUUGGCGUGCUACGUCGCCUCACUGGUCUUUCUGCACGAAUUCAUAGACGUGCACUUCAUAACGACAGUAUCGUUCCUGUGGAAGGUGACGGCCAUCACGCUGGUCAGCUGUCUGCCCCUCUACAUCCUAAAGUACCUGCGAAGGCGCUUCUCUCCACCCAAUUACUCCAAGCUGACUUCCUAACAGCUGAGUCUCUGGUCUCACAGUCGGAAUAAAGAUUUCCUGAUCUUUACGUUGCAAAGCCUGCGGCUUGAACAGAGGGCUGAAAAAGACCCUCAUAACCCUUUCAUUUGUCCUGGACACCCUCUGGAAGGUGUACUAGUUUACCACGCGUUUACAGUGUUAGUUUAUUCCGCAAGGACUGAUCCAUGAUGACUCUGAGUAGGGAAGGCCUGCAGUCAAUUCUGGGUUGAGUGAAACUGAGCAGAUUCAAGUAGUUAUAGUAAAAAUAUCUAUAGAGGCAGCCCUGUCAUCAUCGCGAAUUUUAAAAUGUAUGUCCCUCAGCUUUUCAGACUGGAAAUUAAUUGGUAAAUUAUGCAAAGCCAGUGUGUUUUAUAAUACAAAAAGCAGUAUCAGUGACUAGCAAAGUGAAAGUUAUAUAUGUGUAAUGUGGUAAGGAAACCGAUUUGCUCUAAAUUACAUGGUUAGUACAGAUAUUUUUCCGAUUAAAAAGGUGAGAUUGACAUAGAGCUCUCACUGGACACGUGAUUCACGGUGUCCGUAAACAUUGAAUUCUAAAUUAUAUGGUGUAAAAGGGUUUACUGGCUUAACUAAAAACACAUUCGCAAGUAUAUUUGUUUGUUGAUGCGUCACCCCGAAGCUACAGCUCAGCACAGCGGAGGUGGUGCGGUGCGUUAUUUUAGAAUGACCCCUCGCGUCUGAUGUUAAAUUUGUUUCUGCGACUUUGUACGGAGCCCAAGUUGUUAGUGUUUGCGGAGUCUGGUCAGAGCUCCCGGGUAUUUGCAGCCAAACUCUCCACCGGGUUCUCCACAAGCCUCAGGUCCUCGAAAGGAAUGCGCAGGCCGUAGUGUUUUCCUGCUUUUCUCCACGCUUUUCAACUUUGCAUGACAACUCGCUGGAACAUCGACCCAUAACGCAUCACAGCAUCCGGCAUCCCGGGUCCCCAUUUUAUGUCACAAACUUCUCCGCAGUUAGGCUGUGAAAUGAUAAAAAAAAAAAGGGAUCAAAUUGUUCCUACUCAGUCAAAUGUCAUGUAAAUAUUCUUACAGUCAUAGGAUUGUAAUUACUGCACUUAAAAAAAAAGAUGCUAAACUACACUACUUCAUUUUCAUCUCACUGCUAUUGUGUGUAUUUACUCAACAGAAAAAAACAUGAUCACUUUGUCACUUUUUUUCAGAUUUUCUUUUCGAAUUAAAAAGUGUUUCGUCAUUGUAAUUGAUUAAUAAAGAAGGGCGGUUGGUGUACAGUAAUUAAGCUUUUCUGGUUAAUCUUUUUUUUUUAUAGUAGUGAAUGUCUAAUUUUGUCAAUCUCAAAAAUAUGUUUUCAUAAAACUCCUGUCUAGUUUAUGUUGCAAUGGUGCACAGUGUGUAUUAUGCUAAAAAAAUGCUUGUAUGUACAUAAUUUAUCUUUUUAUUUGAUAUGUUUUAUUUAAAGAUCUUGAUUUAAUUCAGAUAAGCAGAACAAAAAAGGGACAGUUGUAAUGAUGUCAUUGUCAUGAUUAUUAAUAAAUAUGUUGUUUUUUUUCUUCCCAGUGUCUAUUUCCUUUUCCCUACCUAGAAAAAGAAAGCUUUUACUUAAUGAUUUUAUUUUUACAUAAGGACAAAAUCUGUUAUUUUGAAAAGGGUAACAGUAUUUUUUAUUUAUUUUACAUGAGGAAUUAUGUUCUUUUUUCAGAACUAUGCACAGUUGUGGAAUAAUUUAUCUGUGUUACUUAAGUUAUUACAGUUUACAG